GUCAGACCGAUGGACCACUAAUGUCGACACCGAUUUUCCCUAGCGGUAAUUCUGCUCGACUAGUACCUUACCGAGACCUCUCCGACCUGUCCGACCUCCGGCAGGAGCGGAAGACGACGACAUCAUCGGUCGUGGUUCAUCCGGCACAUGUUGCUAUCACGACGCUGCUGACGGCGUGACGACUUCCGGAUUUAAUGCAAGGUCAUCUCCAGCCUCUUCCAGCCCUCAUCACCGCUUCAUCAACAACGUAAUCUAUAACCGCUUCUCACGAUGCUACCAUCCGCAUCAUUGAGCUGAAACUCGACGAUGCACUCAUUUACCGGCGCACCCACCUCUCUACCAGCUGUCGGGUGUCUUGUCGAUGUUUUUGGCCAGAAACCACAGCAACUCGAGAGCUCUGAUUACCUACCCCACCAUUCGGCCCCCAAAAGUCCAGACCCCAACUCACCACUACCACCACCCGGGCCAUGCCCGGCUUCAACUUGCACUGCAUGGCUGCUGCAUCGAGCUGCACGAUUCACCGUUUUUGAUAACUUGACCACCCAUAAGAACCAUUACCCAAGAGCUGAAAUUCUCGCUGAAACAUUGCUGUCAGUGUUGAAUGGUAGAUUUCACAAUCUCGAUUCGCAAAAUCCCAUCACCGAUUCUGUGACGGUCCUGGGCGGAGUCAAUCCCUCCCCUUUUCGACUGCUUCAGAGAAACGAAAAAGACCACGGCGGGUCGGCGGGAAAGCACCAAUCGCUUGCGUGCAAAAAUGUCUUUGUUGCCUGAACGAUGAACACAUUGAAGUCAAUUUCAAUUUCACCAAAUCCGUCUGUCGUCAAAUUACACAUGUUUGAAGGACCAUCAGUGGAUAUGUCUUUUGUUACCUCUAGUUAUCCCCGCGACCCAGUAAUCGGACCCCCGGCCAGUAGCCCCGAAUACCCCCGACCGCCGCGGUCGAUACCGUAAUUACGUACGCGUAUGUAUUACGGUACAAACCCACGACCGACGUUUAGCCACCGCAGACCAGGCGGCCAAAACAGGAACACAGGCCAGCGGGAGGAACCGUCCUUCCGAAAAAAAUAUGAUAGUCGCACGCUCGGACACGACCCGCGAAUUUGGAAGUUUAAGUCAACUCAAUUUGGGGUUUCGGGAAAUAAAACAAAUCUGCGAGGGCGAUCAGCGAUCAUCUAUCGUUUCAGGUUGUCACUGGCGCUUAUGGAGGAUUCACUCUAAUAUCUCGAGUUCAUGAUACUUUGCAGAGGCAAUAAAU
This is a messenger RNA of Neurospora tetraspora, 1255 nucleotides long. RefSeq lists its product as uncharacterized. The coding region runs from base 307 to 771 and encodes 154 amino acids. The transcript has 2 exons. The record is from RefSeq and is a predicted model, not a curated record. NCBI's taxonomy places the organism in Eukaryota, Fungi, Ascomycota, Sordariomycetes, Sordariales, Sordariaceae.